This is a messenger RNA of Triticum turgidum subsp. durum (durum wheat), 639 nucleotides long. Lineage: Eukaryota; Viridiplantae; Streptophyta; Magnoliopsida; Poales; Poaceae. The record is from the annotation of a GenBank genome assembly.
AUGGCCGACGCCGACCUCUACGCCGUCCUGGGGCUCAAGAAGGAGUGCUCCGACGCCGACCUCAGGCUCGCCUACCGGAGGCUCGCCAUGACAUGGCAUCCGGACCGGUGCUCGGCGUCCGGCAGCUCCGCGCGCGUGGAGGAGGCCAAGGAGCGGUUCCAGGAGAUCCAGAGCGCAUACUCCGUGCUCUCCGACUCCGGCAAGCGCCUCCUCUACGACGUCGGCGUCUACGACAGCGACGGCGACGGCCGCAGCGAGCAAGACGUGUCGGGGAUGGGCGACUUCUUCGGGGAGAUGGCGGAGAUGAUGAGCCAGGCCACGCCAACCGAUAGCUUCGAGGAGCUGCAGCAGCUGUUCGUGGACAUGUUCCAGGCCGACCUCGUCGCCGGUGGGUUCGCGUGCGGUGCGCCACCUAUGGGCCGCCGGGUCCAGGCCCCGGCCCCGGCCCCGAGUCCAUCCUGUACCUCUGGACCUACGUUUGCGCAAGCACGGCCGUCGAGUAACAAUGGCGUCAACAAGCGGUGUUCCCCGGCGAUGGGCUCCGGGAUGCCGGCCUCAUGGACGACGCAGGAGGACGCGAGCAUCGGCGGCAGGAAUAAGAAACAGAGGCUGUCGACGGGCCACGGCGUGUCGUCCUAG